AUGUCACAUUUUUCACUUCUUACAUUUAUUUUUAUUUGCUUUUCUUGUUUAAUGGUUAUUUCUCUUGGAAUAACCAAUGGUUUUAGCAUUGAACUCGUUCAUCGAGAUUCUUUCAAAUCACCACUUUACAAUCCUACACAAACUAAAGUUCAAAGAAGUUUCAAUGUUGUGCAUCGGUCUAUCAAUCGUGCCAAUUAUUUUUACAAUAAACUUUUUUCGACUGAAAACAAACUUGAGACAUAUAUGCCCUAUGAUGACAGUAACGGUGAAUAUCUCAUAAGUUAUUCGAUUGGUACCCCAUCAUUUAAGGUUUUUGGGAUUAUAGAUACAGCUAGUAACUUAAUUUGGCUUCAAUGCAAACCAUGUCAUACAUGUUACAACCAAACCUCUCCUAUUUUUAAUCCUUCAAAAUCUUCUAGUUACAAAAAUAUUUCAUGCUCAUCUAGAACAUGUAAAUCUAUGGAAGAUACUUCUUGUUCUGACGAUGUUUGCCAAUAUAUAUUGGAUUAUGGUCAUGGAUAUGAUACACAUGGAGAUCUUAGUGUAGAGACUCUUACAUUGGAGUCUGCCACAGACUCUUUUGUCUCAUUUCCUGAAAUUGUUAUAGGAUGUGGACACAAUAAUGGUGACCCAACUUAUAAUGGUCCAAAUUCAGGUGUAAUUGGCUUUGGAAGUGGAGAUAUGUCACUGAUAAAACAAUUAGGAUCUUCUAUUGGAGGAAAAUUCUCAUACUGUUUAGUUGACCAAUAUAAUAGCAAGUCUAUUAGAUCUAGCAAACUCAAUUUUGGAGAUGAAGCUAUUGUUACCGGUGAUAAUGUUGUAUCAACUCCUAUAGUAAAAAUGAUAGGAAAUCGUCAAAAAGACUAUUACUAUCUAACUGUGAAAGCAUUUAGUGUGGGAAAUAAAAGAAUAAAGUAUAGAGGGUUUAAACGUGAAGGAACAAAUGCUUCUACGAAUAAUAUCAUAAUUGACUCUGGUACAACUGUAUCGAUUCUUCCACAUCAUUUUUACUAUAGGUUGGAAUCAGCUGUGAAAAAAGUGGUUAAACUAGAGCGUUUUCGAGUUCGUGAAGAUCCAUCUAGCCUUUGUUACAAUACCACAUCCAAACAACAAAAGUUACCACUAAUUACAACACAUUUUAAGGGUGCAGAUGUUAAGUUAGAUUCAAAAGGCGCAUUUUAUUCUCUACACGACGGGGUUGAAUGCUUUGCAUUUCGCCCGUUUAAAAAUGGAUUAGGCAUCUUUGGAAACAUGGCACAAAUAAACUAUUUGAUUGGUUAUGACCUCAACAAAAAUAUUGUCUCUUUCAAACCUACUGAUUGUGCCAACUAUUGA
Molecule: messenger RNA, 1335 nt
Organism: Lathyrus sativus (Indian pea)
Lineage: Eukaryota; Viridiplantae; Streptophyta; Magnoliopsida; Fabales; Fabaceae
Source: the annotation of a GenBank genome assembly